Echinococcus granulosus is the source of this 126-nucleotide messenger RNA. RefSeq lists its product as hypothetical. Lineage: Eukaryota; Metazoa; Platyhelminthes; Cestoda; Cyclophyllidea; Taeniidae. The record is from RefSeq and is a predicted model, not a curated record. Bases 1 to 126 code for a protein of 41 amino acids. The transcript is spliced from 2 exons.
AUGUUAAAGGCCAACCAGGAGGAGUUUGACGAGCUGACCAACUCUAAAUAUGCAUCAAAUGCUGGUGGAGGUGUUGACGUAUAUGAUAAGUUAACACGCCUUCCAGAAAUCCAGUCUACCUGUUAG